Molecule: messenger RNA, 3503 nt
Organism: Chara braunii
Lineage: Eukaryota; Viridiplantae; Streptophyta; Charophyceae; Charales; Characeae
Source: the annotation of a GenBank genome assembly
GCCCUGCCUCCACUGAGCACAGAGUGCAGACCACAAAGCACAAAGCACAAAGCACAGAGCACAGAGCACAGAGCACAGAGCAAUAGCUCUCCACAUGGUGGCAUGUGGACCAGUCAUCAACUGCGCGAAUGGGAUGCCUGUCGCUUAUGUCCUGCACCUCUACCCUCAGCUCCAGGCCCUGCCUCCACUGAGCACAGAGUGCAGACCACAAAGCACAGAGCACAGAGCACAGAGCACAGAGCACAGAUUCUUGAAGAGUCUGGAUGGCUUGCUGGCGUCGGUGCGCUCGGGGAUCUUCUCACUGGAGAAAGUGCGCAGAGUGUUCAUGUUGCUGGGCUCUCACACCAGGCCGAAAGAGGUCUAUGUCUUGCGUCUUCCUUGCAUGCUCGAAGAUCAAGUAAGGAAUGCUGGCAGUGUUCCGUCAGCAGCGCCAUCUGAGGCGGCAGCAGUGAUAAUCAAGGAUGAUGGUGUAGAGAUACCAGCUGUACCUCCCGUGUCCCCUGACGUGGAUCACCCACAGACUUGGCUCUCAGAUAAGAGUUGCAAGAAGCGGGAGAAGCGAUGCAAAAUAUACACAAGAAAGAUCAUUCGGGCAUUACUCGCAGAGGGAUGUACUUCCACUAGAAACUACGCUCUGGGCUUGCCAGGCCAACUGGCCAAUGAGUCGCUUGCCGACUACAAAAAGUGGUUCCAGGCUCAGAUCGCUCUCAUUGAGGCUGAGGAACAGCGCCAGCGGGCAGCCGGGGCUGCCCGCCUACAAGCUGAAGCAGCGGCAACAGAGGAGAAGCAGCGGCUACAGGCCGAAGCAGACGCUGAGACCCAGGCACGCCGCAAGGAGGCCCAGGUUCUGCUGCAGCGGCAUGAAGCGGCCAGCAUCGACAGACUCAAAUUCUGGCACUUUGAACCGAACGGCGACGACGCAACACCGGAAGAGCAGCAUAAGGAGUUCCUCUCCAAACUCGUGACACGGUUGCUGUACACGUGCAACUACCAACAGUCCGAGUUAGAGAAACAGAACCAGGAACUGCAGCAACAGUACCAGGAUCUGAACACACAACACCAGGAGUUGGCGAACCUCCGCCGGAUGGUGCAGAGCCACGAGGAUGCUACACGGGCACUCAAUUCCCGUGUACUGGACCUGGAACAGGAUGUACCAGGACCAAAUGCUGGGGCUUCCAGCAGUGCACCCUCUAGCCGCCAACUGGAGGAACGCGUUGACCACGUAGUGGCAAUGCUGGGCGACAUCAGCACCUUCGCGGCGCCAACCACCAUCAGCAGCCAGCUGGACACGUUGAAGACUGAGAUUCAGCAACUGCAGUCGACGAACACGGAUGGCAACAAUCCAAAGCAAUACAAGAUGCCAACCUUUCAACUGGAGAAGUUCGAUGACUACACGCAUCACGACCCGGCAACUGCGGAUUCUGCCUGUCGCCAAGCACGCGUACAUCAGCGCCCUGUUCAUGAACUCAAAGGGCGGAUGCCAGAUCAGGUUAACUCACCUGGCAGCCACCCACGGCGUCGACGUCGCAGAUUUGAAGGACGAGAUCACAUGGGAAGAGUUGACACGACUGUGGAAGAAGCGGUUCAUCUGCCCGAUCUGGACUUACCAUUCACACAUCUACGUCGUGAGUUCUACAACAGGUCAUGUGCUGCACUGAGCCAGGCACUUGAUGAUCGCGAGCAAUACACCACCUUCGUUGAGAUCAUUGAUAAGGCAAGGGAGAUCAUCAAGACCAACAGGUCGGCUGCAGACGAGGAGUCAACAUGGCAGCCAACCUAUGUGGAGAAGGUGAGAACUGGUCCGCGACAGCAGCAGUUUGCUGCAGUCCAAUCGGACCACACUGUGGAAGACCCGGCAGCCACCCAAGCGUCACGUGAGGGAGAUCAGGUGGCUGCUGUCCAGCCGCGAAGCAACAACAAACCCCGAGUGAACGGGAAGGCGAAAUCAGCAUCGCCGGCCGGAAAUGGACAGCUAGCACCACCAUGGGUCAAGUUCGGCUUGACCGAGGCCGAGUACAAGUACCGCGGCCACGGGCAGACGGAGCGGGCACAUCAAACCGCUCAAAUGAUGCUUCGUACGCUCAUCCGUCCGGACCAGAAAGAUUGGGUUGAUCGCCUCCCCGACAUCGAGUUCGCCUACAACACUUCGGUGCAUCCGGCGAUCGCCGUGACUCCAUUCGAGUUGCACCAUGGCGGACGGAAAGGCCGUAUCUUCGCCGACCUUCUCCUCCCUCGACCAACCGACAUUGACGCUGCUUGCUCUCCCGCUUCCGUCCAGAAGUACAGGGAAUUACUGACUCAAGCCCGCGCGAACAUGCAAAAGGCUGAAGUCCGCAUGCAACAGCAAGCCAACACGCGUCGCGUACCAUGUCCCAUCCGUGCCGGUGAUCUGGUUUGGGUCUCCGCGGAAGAGUUUGCACUGGAACAGGAUGUUUCACGCAAACUGCUUCCCAAGUGGUUUGGACCAUGGUCUGUGACAUCAGCCGCGGGCGAUGAGCCCGAUGGCCCUUCAUUUGUGAUCAACAUUCCCGAGCAUCUGACGGUCCAUCCAGUCUUUCACGCAUCGAAGCAGGCAACAUAUACAUCAGCUAAGAGCGACGACUUCCCGGGCCGACGAUCGCAGGACCCUCCAUCUAUGGAUGGUCAUCAGGAGGUUGACCGCGUCAUCUCGGAUCGCAAGUACGGCAGCAAGUCGCGACAGUACAAAGUUACAUUCAGAGCAUGCGAUCCCGACGACACUCGGUGGAUUUCAGGAGCAGAUUUGAAAGCAUCCGCACCGCUGAUCUACGCUCAGUACGAGCGUCAAAGGUUAGCCAAGGGACCUCCACGACCUGCCCCUCCCACCCGGACUGAGGUCCCUCCCUCAGACAAACAACUUCGCCCUCGCAGCUCCUCGAAGUACGAGCAGAUCUCGGCCAAUGCCGUUCGCCUCAAGCACCAGGGAGACCUGAGAGAAGCAUCGCCGGAUGGGUUUGUUGCAAGUCGAGAGAACCCCCUGAAGAUGGCAAAGGCUCAUCCAGUGGAGCUCAUCCUUGAAAGCAGUUGUGCUACAAGAUUGAAGGAAUCGGGAAAACAACACACGCCUAUGGAAUGCAGUUACAGCGUUCCAGACACCGGUAUUAAGAAAGACGAAACAAUUUGGUACAGAUGCAGAGCUACCGUGAAAGGACUGCGGAAUUCGGUGGAAUCAUAACCCUUGGAUUGCCGAAGGGACAUUUAUUGCAUUUAUUGCAUCGCAGGGAGGAUCUUUGACCUAUGUUCCUUAUGGAUAAAGGAUUAGAUUCAUUAGAAUGGAUUACACCAUUUUCUGAGUGAGUGCCUAUUGCUCAUGCGUGUGCCUCCUACGGUCCUCAAGAAAAUAGGUCCCAUCGCAACCAACCGUGAAACCGAAACCGAAAUAGUUUUGUAUCUUCUGUCCCCUGGUUUAUCAACAUUGUUGUACUGUAAUUGUAGCACGAUUUAUUAUUUAUGCUCUUUUUGGCUUGAUCUGCAGGCUUUUCGCG